This is a messenger RNA of Daldinia childiae, 828 nucleotides long. RefSeq names its product FYVE-type zinc finger-containing protein C9B6.03. The transcript is spliced from 2 exons. NCBI's taxonomy places the organism in Eukaryota, Fungi, Ascomycota, Sordariomycetes, Xylariales, Hypoxylaceae. The coding region runs from base 1 to 828 and encodes 275 amino acids. Gene Ontology annotation, molecular function: metal ion binding. The record is from RefSeq and is a predicted model, not a curated record.
AUGCCUAGGCCAGCUGAGCAGCCGCAACCGCAACCGCACCCGCAUUUCUAUCCUUAUCGCCAAACGCCUACCGCACCGUCGCAAUCUCCGACCUAUCCAUCUCAAGGAUACCAUUCUCAACAGAUCUCGCCCUUGAGCACUUCUACCAAUGCCUCGCCUACCUCUCCCAAACCGUAUCAUCGUCAGCGUUUACGACCGCUCUACAUGCCCGCGGUUUUAAGACCGACCGAGCACCCCUACAAGAUGAUUGGGAGGAAGACGGAAGCACAGGAAGAUGAUAACCCGUUAUCGUCUAACAGCAGCUUCAUCAGUCUGACUGGAUUGGGCGCGCUUAGCCGACUGAGCCGCCGUACUACAGGCGACAGCGGAAAGUAUGUUGAUGAUGAAUGGGACUUGGAUAUGUUUCCAAAGCCGACGGCGCAACCCACGCGGCAACACUGGAAGCCCGACCCGGAAUCAACUAUCUGCGACGAACCCUCAUGUAUGCGCCACUUCAACUACUGGACACGUCGGCAUCACUGUCGGAAAUGUGGCAACAUCUUCUGCGAUUCGCACUCGGCAUACGAUGUUCCUCUCGAUCAAGACGCGAAUUAUAACCCGAAAGGUACUCCGAGCCGCGCGUGUUCCCACUGUUUUUCAGAAUUCAGAGCGUGGCGUAGUCGGACGAAUAGCCAAGCUUCUAGCGAUACGUCUUCCACCGGUAGAGAAUCGCAAACCGCACCCACGAGCCCAGCCGCUUCGGCCCCGACGGCAAUCCAAGGUCAGCAUGGCCAUCAUCAGGAGGUCGCGAUGAGCGUUCCACGGGACUGGAACUGGAGUACCUUCUAA